CUCUCUCUCUCUCUCUCUCUCUCUCUCUACAUGGGGAAUUUUUGUUUGGUUGUCUCUCUUGGUUGGCUUUGUUAGCUUAGGCCUUUGAUCAGGUCAGAAAGCCGGCCAUCAAUAUCAGUAGUAUUUAAUUAUCUACACAUGGAUGGCAGGGCACACUAGUUUCUUUCAUUGGUUUCUCCGGUCAUUUUCGUAUAUGAUUGUGAUUAUUAUUAUCACAGGUGUGGUGUGAAUGAAGUUAGCAUUAUUUAUCUCUUCUUCCCCAAAUUGCUAAACCUAAGUCAUUUUCCCGCCCGUAAUCCCACCACCAGUAUAGUAACUAAUAACUAUAUCGGAACGGAGACGUAUAAAUAAAUAUAAAUAGAAACCAAAUUAAGAAGAGAUCGAGAAAGACAUAGAAGACAACAGCAGGCACAAUUAAUAAUGAACCAAGGUGGUGGCGGCGGUGGUGGCAGUGGGAAUAAUGGAAGAAAGAAAAUCUUUGGGACGCUACCUAAUAACGGUCGGAAAGACAGAAGAGAUGAAGAAGAAGUUCUUCUUCUAUUCCGAGAGAUGCAUAAACAGGAAAAAGAUCGUACCGUCAGCCUCCUUCAACCUGUUUCUGAUGAGUUUGAGGCAAAUGGGAAUUAUCCGCUUUACAGAAUGGCAUCUGUAAAGAAAGGGUCAGGAGGAGGAGGAGGAUAUGAAUUUCUUGCUGAUCAGAGCGGAAAAAAUGAUUACGACUGGUUGAAAACUCCACCGGCAACGCCUCUAUUUCCCUCUUUGGAGAUGGAAGCAAAUUCCCCCCAACUCUUUGUUCAACGGGAGAUUCCAAUUAUCCAGCCUUUUUCUCGGUUUUCAGGCAAUUCAGUGACGACUAAACAAAGCAGUGGGAUAUGCAAGUCUCCGAAUACAAAACAAAAAGGCCCACCGAGAUCUGUAACCCCCAGCGAGAGGUCAAGUGUUUUGACUCAAGCCACAAAAUGCAAACAAUUGCCGUCCAACCAAAAACUGAACCAAUUGAGCAACGCCAAUCACAACAGCAGAAGAGCAAAUGUGGCUUCAACUACAGCUACAAAACCAAUGAACCAGCAGAGAGAAAGCCCACAGAACUUCCUUGCUUCAAACCUCUCAAAGAGCAUGUUGGGACCAUCAGAUUCCAAAAUGAAACCAAGAAGUAGACUGUCGCCUCUGGUGAGAUCAUCCGUUCCUGCUCAAAUUCCAGUAUUUUCUGAUCAAGCACCUCCCAAUCUAAGGACAGAGAGGUCUUUGUCUGCCUCACGGGGUCGAUAUGAAAAUCAAACACUUGCAAAUAUUUACCAAAAAACUGAACCCGUCCCCAAGACAAGGAGGCAGUCAUGCUCACCAAGUGUGACUAGGGGUCCCAAGGUGGAACCAAAGCCAGAGAAUACUAGUACUACUGGUGCUAUUACUACUGCUACUGCUACUACUAUUACUGAGACUGCUACUACGAUCUCACAAAAAGGGAGAAUACAGCUGGCAGGAAAUGGAACGCAAAUUUUGGGCAGUCGGAUGGUGGACAAGUUCAUGAAUGCUAGAAAGUCAAUCGCAGAAGAAAGAGAAACAAAGCUAAAAUUUCAUGGUUCAAUCAAUGAGAGCUCUGGCUUUGGAAGGACGAUGAUGUCCAAGAGUUCAUUGGAUACGGCCCUCAAGCAUAUGGAUGUUAAACGAGACCCAGCUAAUUUUCAUCGAGCUAGCACUAAUUCUGGAAGGCGUCAUGCAGUUAGCAGCGCUCCAAGUUCAUAUCCACCGUCAGAAGCAGCUUAAGCGAGAUUGUGUGAUAAGACGGGAAGAAGAUACCGAAUGUUGGGUUCACAAGUUGAGUAAAUCAAAGAAAUCAUGUGUUAAGCGUGGUAAUCUUUCAAAGCAUGACAUGAUAUGUGAUCACUAACGGUAUUGUAUUUUGUUCGAUGAAAUAAGAAUGAUGAUUUUCACAGUUGCUAACAAUAAA
Camellia sinensis is the source of this 1948-nucleotide messenger RNA. RefSeq lists its product as uncharacterized. NCBI's taxonomy places the organism in Eukaryota, Viridiplantae, Streptophyta, Magnoliopsida, Ericales, Theaceae. Gene Ontology annotation, cellular component: cortical microtubule. Gene Ontology annotation, biological process: cortical microtubule organization. The record is from RefSeq and is a predicted model, not a curated record.